Molecule: messenger RNA, 6882 nt
Organism: Platichthys flesus (European flounder)
Lineage: Eukaryota; Metazoa; Chordata; Actinopteri; Pleuronectiformes; Pleuronectidae
Gene: grb10b
Product: growth factor receptor-bound protein 10b
Exons: 17
Coding region: 313-2187 (624 amino acids)
Biological process (GO): negative regulation of insulin receptor signaling pathway; insulin receptor signaling pathway; negative regulation of Wnt signaling pathway
Molecular function (GO): insulin receptor binding
Source: RefSeq, a predicted model, not a curated record
GCGUGUUUGAGUGUGUGUCCUCCCCGGCCGCAUGAGAUGAGCAGCCUGCAGUCCUCUCAGCCACUGUUUCCUCCUCCUCCUCUCUGCGCCUCUGUGUGUGUGUCCACUCCGGGAUUGUUGAUCACCGUGGGCUGAUCCUCCUCCGCCGCCGAGUUCACUCCACUCUGCCCCGCUGCGUGUCCCUGAGCCCGAGCGAGCACCGGCCCGCCUGCCUCAGCGUGAUCGGGCCGUGAGGUUCUUCUCUUGUGUCGACCUCCUGCUGAAACUGAUCCAACUGGGCAAAUUGUGAGAAAGAGCAGAGAAACACAAAACAUGGCAGUGGCCGGAUGUCCGGAUUAUUUCCUGCAUCAUCCAAAUUAUCAGCAGGACAAUAUAGACCGGUCCUCCAAUCACAGACAAGCUGACCUCAUUGGUCCGAGCUUCCAGCAAACAGUCAAUCGGAGCUCUCCUAACCACCAAGAAGACGAUGUUGACCUUGAGGCCCUGGUCAAUGAUAUGAACUCUUCGCUGGAGAGCAUCUACUCCACCUGCAGUGGUCAGCAGACAGAGUCCACUCCACUACUGCACAACGGACAGGCCACUUCCUCGCAACAACAUCACCACCAUAAUCAGCAUCACACACAAGCUAUCCACCCACGGCAGGGUCAGCACUCAAACGCACUAAGCCACGUCUCGCAGGACCCGCCCUCCUCGUCCUUGUCCGCAGACUCGCCCCAGUCCAGCCUCCGGCGGUCCCAGCCUAUGCACAUCCUCGCUGUCAGGAGGUUGCAGGAGGAGGAGCUGAGGACAUCGUCUCUCCCGGCCAUCCCCAACCCCUUCCCCGAGCUCUGCAGUCCAGCCAGCUCACCUGUCCUCAGUCCAGGGUCUCUACCUCCCGACGAACCCACCACUGGCAUUUAUAUUGUGAAGAUCUUCAGUGAAGACGGGAUGUGUAAAGUGGUGGAGAUCCCGGCCGACAUGACAGCCAGGGACCUGUGCCAGCUCCUGGUUUAUAAAAGCCAUUGUUUGGAUGACAACAGUUGGGCACUUGUUGAACACCACCCGCUGCUAGGACUAGAGCGCUGUCUAGAAGACCAUGAGCUGGUGGUUCAGGUCCAGGCCUCCAUGAGCAGCGACAGUAGGUUCCUCUUCAGGAAGAACUAUGCCAAAUAUGAAUUCUUCAGAAACCCCUUGACGUUUUUCCCGGAGCACAUGGUCGCGUGGUGCCAGGAAAGCAAUCGAACGAUUCCACCAUCCCAGCUCCUUCAGAACUUCCUCACGACCAGUAGCUGUCCAGAGAUACAGGGGUAUCUGUAUGUGAAGGAGGUGGGGAGGAAGUCGUGGAAGAAAGUUUACAUGUUCCUGCGGCGCUCGGGACUCUACUGCUCGACAAAAGGAGCCUCAAAGGAGCCCAGACAUCUACAGUUACUCGCAGACUUAGAAGAAAGCAACAUCUUCACUGUCAUCACAGGCAAAAAGUAUCACGGUGCGCCCACAGACUACGGCUUCUGUAUCAAGCCCAACAAAGCUCGAGGGGAGUUGAAAGACUUGAGGAUGCUGUGUGCCGAGGACGAGCAGGCAAGGACCUGUUGGAUGACCGCCUUCCGACUCUUUAAGUAUGGAAUUGGAUUGUAUCAGAAUUACAAGAUUCCUCAACAAAGAAAAACCUUAAUUUCACACUUCUCGGCUCCUGUGCGGAGUGUGUCGGAGAACUCCCUCGUGGCCAUGGAUUUCUCAGGGAGGAUAGGCAGGGUGAUCGACAACCCUGUGGAGGCCCAGAGUGCUGCCAUGGAGGAGGGACACGCGUGGAGGAAGAGGAGUCAACGAAUGAACAUAUUAGGCUCCCACAGUCCACUGCACCACUCCUCACUAAGCUCAGUUAUCCACAUAGCACAGCUGUGGUUUCACGGCAGGAUAUCCAGAGAAGAAUCCCAUCGCAUUAUCCACCAGCAAGGACAAGUAGAUGGGUUGUUUCUGCUGAGAGUCAGUCAGAGUAACCCCAAGGCGUUUGUGCUCACCUUGUGCCAUCACCAGAAAUUCAAACAUUUCCAGAUACUACCGUGUGAAGAGGACGGCCAGAGCUUCUUCAGCCUUGACGAUGGCGCCACCAAAUUCACCGACCUGAUUCAGCUGGUAGAGUUCUACCAGCUCAACAGAGGAGUGCUGCCUUGUAAACUCAAACACCCGUGCACCGUCGUGGCCUUAUGACAUCUUCAGAUCCUCUGACUCCGCCCCCAUCACUUGACCUGACUCUGCCUAGAACAAGCAAAGCAAAAGGAAUCGUGCUGUCGGGCGGUUCUUUUUUCUUUUUUUUUUAUCUUUAUAAGAAGCUGGUGAAUUGACUGAUGUUUCAUUGUCGUUGUUUUAUAUCGCCGUGAGUCCGCCAGAGACCGCUGACUCGUUGGAUUUCUUUUGAGUUUGCAUGGAUGUUUGAGGAGUCGGACGCGCAAACUCGCCCACUCUGUCCCUCCGCCGUGAAGAGAGGGCGUAGAGGGAAUGAACACUGCUAUUGGUGUCAGCGCUGUUUGCAAAAUCCACGGUCUCACUUUCCACAGUCGUCAAUAAGCUUGGACCCCAAAUCCUACCUGGUUGUUUUGAAGCGAAGUCCGUGUUUCCCUUCAACUGGACAAUCAGCAGGACAAGUCGAGCUUCGGUUAGGACCACUCUGCUCUCCUGAGAAUAAACACUUUCCUCACCGCAAACUUCUCAUCACACGUCCUCAAAGAAUGAACUGCAGAUGGAGAGGUGAUUGUUUUGCACGCACCGAACUGGGAGUGGCCUUUGACAGUGCAUGACCUUGACUUAACUGUGAGACAAUGCGGCUGCCCUCUAGUGUUGUAGGCAUGCAAGGUCCACAAUUAAACGUGGAUGAGUUUGUCAGGUCAAUGUACCUGGAGAAAAAAAUGGCUACGUAAAAAUCUGGAACUAUUAGAACAAAGUAUUUUUAUACUGGACAAGUCUGCAUUCAUCAUCCUCUCAGAAAUUAAUUUGCUCAUCUCUGAAAACACAGGGUUUCUUUUCUCGUUGAUACACGUAUGUCUUGUCAUCAAAUUCAUCUUUAUUCAUUGUUUCAUAUCAAAUUUUUUGCAGUCUGGAUAUUUGAAAACCCUCUUUUCUCUGUAUAAGCUACAAUGGGGUAAAUCUGCACUUGUUAUUCUACUGCACGCGUCUAUUGUCCCGGGCAACUCUCACAAAAAGAGCAUAAAUCGAACCAUGGUGUCAUUCAGGGUAAUAUUACGAGUAUUAAAACAACUGUAUCCAGGAUUUGUUUUUCAAAAGAAGCCAUAUGUGGUAGUUGUAUCCAUUGUCUCUCCCUACAGGCAAAAAACAGGCCUACAUAAAGCUACCUGUUGCAUCAGAUAAAGUGGGACAGCGGAGAAUGCCGUUUUUUCUAUCCACGCUGCAGCACAGGGAACAUGAUCACUGGCAUUUAACACGUAACAGUCAGCGAAUGAAAGGAAACCCAAUCUUCCGUUGUUCUUUGCCAAACUUAUCUACUACAUCCGGGAGAUAGAGAGAAGGUGUCCAUCAUGGUUUCGGUGGCUCUGACUCCACACUGACAGUUGACUCUGUGCAUUGCACGUCGCACGAUGCGGCCUUUACCUGCCUGUGAACAAACUGUAUCACACAAACACACACCCACUGCCUACUUCACACCACCUGUUUGAGUGAAACAGUCUGAAAAGAGAGCAGUUUGUCACAUAUCAGAAUUAUGAAAACAGAACGAUCGCUGCCUCUCAGGCUCCUCCACGUUUCCUCUCUGCCCGUUUCACCCAGUCUCAAUGCAUUAUGUCUUGUUUCUUUAUUCAGGUUGAGAGCAGGACUUGUUGAUUUCUCAUUCAGAUGUUGUUACGCUUGCACUCAAAGCCCAGCGCUUGCACUCCGAUUUCCUGCUGUCCAGCUUAAGCUCCUGUGCCGUUUCUGUGCGUACGUGAACAAUCUGCUCUCCGGUUUUUGGAGUUUUUUUGUCCAACAUGUCUGUCAAAAUUCCCAUACCAAUACAAUGUCAGGUGUAUUGCUCCUUGAUUUCCUGCUCUCAAGCUGAAAGACCACAGGAAAAAUAAAAAAUAAAGACAGGAAACCCACAUUUCUCUAGUGUAGAGCCGGAACAUUUAGGCUUAAGAGUGCAAAACUCUCACAGGACCUAUUAACCCAUGUCUCUACAUUUCAGUUUACUGACUCACAGUGCAUGCUGUGACGCUAAGACAGUAAAGAGAGCAUCAGACUGAGGGCAGAGGGUAGACAACUCUUAGUUAGUUUCAGAAUAUGAUUUCAGCAAAGAUCUCUGCCAUCUCAAAACUCGGGGAAGCUAUCUAAACUAAUCCUGGUCACUUGCGUCUCUCCUGGUGAAUUGGGUUUAGAAUCCCUCUUCCUAAAAUGUCUUAAGACAAACGGCAUUUUUAGUUUUUCCGUUUCUUCGCCUGAAAUUUCUCGUCACUCCUUUGAAAGCAGCCAUCUUUUAUUUACCUGCAGGUUUUUUUUCAGGUGACCGACCAUCUGAGAUGCAGAAUAGCCGCACUAUAUCGACACUUUGCGUGGUCACCAUCUAAGAUGCAAUGACUCAAUCAUUUUUAAAGUAUUGUUGCAGCAAAAUGUAUUUAUUUAUCUGGAUGUGAUUACUUGAAAAUUUUAGAUUUCUUUUUCUCAGCGCUGUUCUGUACUGUUUUCUUUUGUUACCAUGAAAUGAUUGACCCGUGUGAUUUAUUUUUAUUUUAUUAUUUGUAUUACUGUAAUGACCUAGCAACUAUGGACUAAUUUUUUUUUAAGUUAUGAUUAUUCAGAAUUAUUUUGUCAUCAACACUUGUUAUGAAGUGAUGUAUUUUUCAAAAGAACACUUGCAUCCAUAGUAUUAACAUUGUCAUUCCAAUAUAUGACAGCCCGAAUGUUGUGAAAUUGAUAACAAAAUUACUUGAGCUUCCCAAAGCAUUAAUAAUGACUAAGAUAUAUUUUCAUACCCUUUUAAUGUUUCUUUUUUUCACCCCAAUCUAUAAAAUACAUAAUAGUUAAUAUUAAAAAAAGGCCUCAUAUUUUCCUCCCAGAGCUGACUAGGUGACCAUAGAUAUUAAAGUAACAAAACAACACAUGUUUUGGGAAACUGGGUCAAGUAAACUUCAACAUGCUCAUAAUUCACUGUUGAAAUGCCUUUUACUGAGGAAAGAAUUGUAGAGAUUUAGAUGUAGUAAAAAAGUCCAUUAAAGUCAAGUUAAAUCAUCUUAAAAUACUAUGAGUUAUAAUUGAAAAAAUAGACAACAAAAUAUAUGUUAUAAGGCAUUGUCACAAUUUCCUCUGAGUUAAUUUAUACCCUUAUAACUGCAAUGAACAAGGAACUAACCAAACCACAUCAGAACAACAUGAUCAGCAGGGUCACAGCGUUGAUCUCAGAGUGAAGAAACUUAAAUUAGCAGGUAGUUGUGAUCUUUUGCAUGAAUGUGUAUAGUGUAGGGAUUCUUAAUCAUGUUUGAGAUGUUGAUGAUUCGUUGUGAUCUGGAUUGGAUUGCUGAAUAGGUUCUCACUGAAAUGUUGAUGUUAGUAUUAAUCUACAGUCCCCUCAGAUUCAGAUUCACUCACCCCACUUUGAUCUCCUUCUUAAAUUCCCAUUAUUUUCCCCGACUGAUGUGAAUGGUAGCUGAGGUUAAGGUGAGGGACGGGUCAGGUGUUGUACGGUGGAGUCAGUGUUUCACAAAGAAGAUAGUUGCUGGAUCUUAGUUGCUCUCAAUGCAAAAGGCAGAAAUUAAACUCAAAUAGUGGAUACAUGGACUAAUGAAUCAGGUGAAUUGGACUUCAACAUUUUUUACACUUAACAGAGAUGAAUGUAACUGGGUUGCUCAGGGUUGAUUAAGAGCAUGUUAAAAACUACUGGUCCAUCAGGUCUCGAGGACGUCUAUGUAGAGGAUGAUGAUGACUCGUGAAUAUUGUAGUUUCAUUGAGCUGCGAGUUGUUAACUUUUCUCCAUUAUGUGCACCACGCAUCUGCUAGUUGUGAUUACUUGAAAAUAUCUUCGGAGCAAAAUUGAGUAGAUCCCGUGCUUAAAAAAAGAGUACAUUUAGUUUAACAGUGUUUUUUGAAUAUUAUUGUUUAAACUGUUCAUUUAAGAAGAAGAAAAAAAGCCUAAACUACCUGCCUGACUACCUGAGCUGAUUUAGCUAUUAAGCCUCAGUUUUCAAUUUAAAAAACACAUGCUAAUUUUUCAUGCAUCGAUUCAGCCUAAUCUGGUCCAUUUACUCAUAUUAAGAUGUGUAUUAUGGAGAGGAUCAAGUGCACAUUUAGAUUGUGUAAAUAAAAGAACCAACAGUUUUGGUAGCCAGGUGACAUGUAACCACAGAUGGUGCCUCUGGUGACUUCUCUUUCUGUGCAUAAAGACAGAUAAAGCAAUGCUUCAGAUGGGACCAUUCACACUCAAAAACUCUGGCGCCAAAAGGUGCUUGAGAGUGGAUGCUCGUUGUUUUUUUUCUGCUGCACUUUCAGUUGAGUUUUAAAAGCGAAAGCAAACUGGCCCCGAUCCUGCAAAGUUGGAUUGAUGGAUUUUCAUCUUGGCUCUUUUGCAUUUUCAUAACAUUGUCACAAUGCAAGAUACCAUGGCUGUACAAAUGAGAAAAGUAAAUAUAUAUGUAUAUAUGUUUAUAUAUACAAUAUGUGUAUAUAUGUGUGCAUAUAUACACAUAUUUCUGUAUGUAUACAUAUUGAAAUAUAAACUGUUACGUAUUUCAGGGAAUGCAAAAGAAAACAGUAGCUUAUCUCUUUUUUGUAAGAGAGAGGUCCUGUAUUCAUAAUGUGCUUUGCUUCAAUCUGUAAAUAGUUGAAUGGCUUAUAAAUCAUAAUUGUAACCUUUUCAGGUAUUUUUGUACAAAUAAGGGACUGAUAUAUUCUGUUUAUUGUAAUUAGAAUAAAACAUUAAUACAUUGA